AUUAGCUCCCUAUAACAUUUGAUUACAGUAAGCGUUUACUGAAAGAUUUUUUUACACAGCUUCUCGAUCAUCCACUAUCAUGGCAAGUAGUAUGAAAAUCACCAUUGUUGGUUGUCUAUGCUUGGUAGCCUUGGCGUUUGUGAAAGGGCAACCAACUACUACCACUUCACUGGAAACGCGAUACCUCCUGGAGAUGUGUGAAUUCUACAACAAAGAAAGUGCUAGCGGCUGCGACUUUGAAAACGUGAUCGAAGACGUGAAAGAACACGGAGAAAAUCUGGAAACACCUCGAGGUCCCUUUCAGAAUUGGGAUGGUAACAAGGUUGAGGAAAUCCUUGACUUGGCUCAAGGAGGAAAUGUUUUCUGCAACGCCAAGGGAGGCGCCAUCCUCAGCGCAUGCGCAGCUAUGGAAGCAGUUUGUGGCCCUUCAAAAGUCAAUCUCAUUAGAUGCCAAGACGUCACCCAGGCGCCAACUACAACCAACUCCGUAUCUCCUACUACAAAUAAUUUUCCAACCAAUCAACCUACCAUUACCGCCUAAAGCUAUUUUUCGAUCACCGAACAUCGACAUUACAUUAACCACUGAAAGUUAGAUGGAACAGACAGAACUGAUGUCAAUAGUAUUCGCGAAUAGCGUAUUCUCUCCAUUUGAGUUCACAUUUGGAAGCUUUUAUUAUUUUGUACUUUUGCAAUCAAUUGUUGUAGUUAAAAAAUAAUUUUUGAACUUUAAAUAACAGAAAAUAAAAAAAAUUAACAGAAUAUAACGAAACUUUUUUUGUAAAAACUAUAAAUAGAUGAUGUCUUUCAAAAGAUUGUUUUUCGGGAAACUGUAUAAUAACAGAGUAAAAAUGAGCAAAUGAAGAGAAAAGAAAAUUACUAAAAAUACCCGUCCGUUCGUAGUGUGAUCCCACAUGUUGUUUCUUGUGUUAGCUACACCAGGUAACGCUUUUUUUAAUGAAAUGAAUGUAAUUAUAAGCAAGCCUGAAAUAUUUUUAUGACUAAACUCCGUUGUUCUAAAUAAGCAUUCUUAGCGACUCUAAUUGUUACAUAAUAUGUUUGUAUAUGUAUAAAUUGCUCGUUGAUUAUUUUUACUGAUAACUAUAAAUAAAAUAAAUGAAA
This is a messenger RNA of Lytechinus variegatus (green sea urchin), 1119 nucleotides long. RefSeq lists its product as uncharacterized. The record is from RefSeq and is a predicted model, not a curated record. Bases 80 to 541 code for a protein of 153 amino acids. The transcript has 4 exons. Lineage: Eukaryota; Metazoa; Echinodermata; Echinoidea; Temnopleuroida; Toxopneustidae.